AUGGGGCUGAAUUUCCCGCUUGGGGUGGGGUGUUUGGGGGUUUUGGGAGUGAUGCCUGGUGUGAAGGAUAAAGAGAAGGGGGGUGGUGGUGGUGGGGAUAGUGAAGUUGGUGAGGCUGGUGAGGAUUCUGAAGAGGGGCCGUUGUUGAACGGCGAUGGGGGUGAUGAUACCAACAAGAACGGCACCAAUGGCUCGAUGUUGUCGUUGCUAUCCUCCGUCAAGCGAGGCAGCACUCUUCUAUCGGAGUUGCUCACCCACGACCGUAGAGUCCUCGUUCUCCUGGCUACCGUUCCCAUAGCCAAGUGCAUUAAUCCGGUCGAGGAAUUGAUGGUCCAGUAUAUCCCCAGACGCUUUGAUAUCUCUCUCGCAUCCAGGAUGAGUGUAGAGGUAUAG
Neurospora tetraspora is the source of this 393-nucleotide messenger RNA. RefSeq lists its product as uncharacterized. Lineage: Eukaryota; Fungi; Ascomycota; Sordariomycetes; Sordariales; Sordariaceae. The record is from RefSeq and is a predicted model, not a curated record. The transcript is spliced from 3 exons. Bases 1 to 393 code for a protein of 130 amino acids.